Argentina anserina (silverweed cinquefoil) is the source of this 880-nucleotide messenger RNA. RefSeq names its product photosystem II core complex proteins psbY, chloroplastic. Gene Ontology annotation, biological process: cell redox homeostasis; photosynthesis. The transcript has a single exon. Gene Ontology annotation, molecular function: manganese ion binding. NCBI's taxonomy places the organism in Eukaryota, Viridiplantae, Streptophyta, Magnoliopsida, Rosales, Rosaceae. The record is from RefSeq and is a predicted model, not a curated record. Gene Ontology annotation, cellular component: chloroplast thylakoid; photosystem II; membrane. Bases 110 to 685 code for a protein of 191 amino acids.
GCAACCAACCAUUGAAGCCUAUCAAUCCAUCCUUUGCAUUUUACCUGAAACUUCUAGCAGAUCAAUCUCAAGCUAGCUCCACCACUCCAAGAAGAAACAGAAGUAAUCAAUGGCAGCAACAAUGGCUACUACAAUGGCAAUAAUGAACGCCAAGUGCUUAAGCAGCACCACCAACUCAGUUAAACUCCCCAACCUCAAGCCAAUCACCACCACAAAACCUAUCUCCCUCCUCUCCAUCCAAAACCUCCCAAAAGGUCUAACCAGCUCAGCCCUAGCCGGAGCCAUCUUCGCCACCAUAAGCGCAUCCGAACCAGCCUUGGCUGCUCAACAAGUUGCUCAACUCGCCGAAGGCGACAACCGUGGCCUAGCCCUCCUCCUCCCCCUCAUUCCCGCCAUUGCAUGGGUCCUCUUCAACAUCUUCCAGCCUGCUCUCAACCAAAUCAACCGCAUGACCAACAAGAGCGUCAUCGUUGGCCUAGGGCUCGGCGGACUUGCAGCUUCGGGGUUCAUGUCAACUCCUGAAGCUUCUGCCAAUGAAAUGGCCAUGCUUGCUGAAGAAGCAGCAAAGGCCGGUGAUAGCAGGGGAACGCUCCUCCUCAUUGUGGUGGCUCCGGCUAUUCUUUGGGUGCUCUACAACAUUCUGCAACCAGCUUUGAACCAGCUUAACAAGAUGAGGUCAGAUUGAUAAGAUCGGUCCUGGAUUUUGUGAAGGGUGCGAUGGCACAAAGUUAAUAAUCACUUGUAAUUUGCACCUUUAUGUUGUCGAUUAUAUCUCGAUCUUUCAUGUUAAGUAGUAACCUUUUUUCUUUGUUCCCUGUUGUCCAAAUGCUCCAAGUGUUCAGAUAAUAUUAUUAGUAGAUUUGAUCAUUUUGAUGUGUAA